Fusarium oxysporum Fo47 is the source of this 981-nucleotide messenger RNA. Its product is annotated as thioesterase-like superfamily-domain-containing protein. The coding region runs from base 1 to 981 and encodes 326 amino acids. The transcript has 3 exons. The record is from RefSeq and is a predicted model, not a curated record. Lineage: Eukaryota; Fungi; Ascomycota; Sordariomycetes; Hypocreales; Nectriaceae.
AUGUCAAACUCACAUCUGCCCAAUUCUCACGCAGCCGUUACUCCAACAUGGAGACCUUUCAACUUCCCUAGAACCCCAUUGCCGGACGCGAUCAAGACGAGUCCAGUUGCCGACUCCGAUGGACAGAGAUAUAGUGGCAGUGUCCCACUGGACUGGUGCGGCAAUGGCGGCCGUCGAUUGGCAGCCCAUGGUGGGUAUUGUGCCACAGUUCUGAUGAUGACAGCGCGGCAAUAUUAUCGCGACAAGCAUGGGAGCCUGGGGAACAUGGAACCCCUCAACAUGUCCGUGGAGUUCCUCGAACCGCUACCCCAGGGUCGAUUCGAGAUUGCUCUUGAAACUCUUAGCAGAGGUAAACGCACUUCAACGAUUGAAGCCAGGCUGAAAUCGUUAGAGCUCCAUGAACACAAGAUCUGCACAGUUGCUGUAGUGAGGCUUGGUAUAUUGAGAGACGACGGUCAAGUCACCAAUAUGCAACCUUCAGUCUGGCGAGUACCAGAUCGAACGAUGGAUUGCGUCCGAUGGUCAGAUGCCAGUUACUACUACAUGAAUCCCCCGGCAUCGACGAUAAGGGUAUACACACCUAAUGACGGCAAUUCGCCACUGUGGAGUGAAAGAUUCGGAGGACAGAAUACCAGAUAUCAGUGGGCGAAAUUGGAUGAUGGAGGAGAGUUCGGUUUCGAGCACUUGCCUGUACUGGCAGACCUGGUUCCCCCCAUCUUCCUCAAUUAUGCUGAGAAUGGGAUGGAAGCCGCCAGCAGCUGGGGUAUACCCACCACCGCUCUGAACAUUAUGUUCCGGUCUGAGAUUACUCCAGAGGACUGGCUCCUCACUCGAACCACAAUGAACAGAAUACACGGCGGGAGAUUUGAUAUGAACAUUGAGAUUCUCAAUGAACAUGGACAACUUCUUGCUUCCUGCGUACAGCUUUGUUCAGUUAUACCUAUUGGAAAGUCUAAUUCUAAGACUGCAGGCAACCUCUAG